GCAUUGCUAUUUUGCAUGGCCCAGAAGUUGCGACAACACUGCAAUUUAUUACGUGUGCCAUUUCCGACCAGACAGUCAUUUUGGUAGCAAUUUAAAUCGUGCUGUACUGAAGUUCUUCCUCAUUAUUAUCUCUCAAUUUCUUGAUAAGAUUUACUGUUCAAGUCAGAUAAGGAUGUGGUGUGGCAGGUUGCUGUGGCUAGGAACAAUCUUGCUGUUGACAAUGACUGUUUGCAGCUCACAACGUAGUCUAAGAAUUGAUGAGGAGAAUGGGGUGAAAGUGGAAACUUUGCUAUCUCCUAGGUUUGAGUUGGAACCAGGAUCUGUUUGUAACAAAUUCUUUUAUGGUAUCGACUUUCCGAGAGGUCAUAUUGGUGUCCGAGGUUUUGAUGCCGAGGUAGUUGAUGAGGAAGGGAAUUCUAUCCCACUUCAUGAAACCUAUCUUCACCACUGGGUUGUGGGGAAAUUAAUGAUACCCAAAGGUGUUGAAGCUCAAAAGGAGCAUUAUAAUGAGACAGCAACUCUUGUAUGGAACUCAGGGGUUUGUGCAGAGCUUCCACAGUAUUUUGGGCUUGGAUCGGAGACACGAAAGACAGACACACAUAUCCCGGAUGGUUAUGGAAUUGAAAUAGGUAAUCCGCCCCCGGGGUUUGGGGAAGGAUGGCUGCUGAAUGUACAUGCGAUUGAUACUCGGGGCGCAGAGGAUAAGAUGGGGUGCAUCGAGUGCAGGUGUGAGAUGUAUAAUGUGACAGAAGAUGAGUAUGGGAUGCCCAUUGGUGAUGAUUAUGUUGGAGGGCUUAGAUGUUGCUAUGAUGGGGGGAGAUGCAGAGUGAAAGGAGGGUUUCGGGGCGAAAAGAGAGGCUUAUACCUUAAGUACACUGUCACUUAUGUUGAUUGGAACCCCUCGAUUGUGCCUGUCAAAGUUUAUCUGUUUGAUGUCACGGAUACAUUGGAAUCGUCUGAUUCAGUCCGGGGAAGACACCGUUGCCAGAUUGAAUAUCGAGUUGAUGCAUGUUCUGCUGCUGCUGCUGCGGCCGCUGCUGAUGAAUGUGUUCAUUCCAAAAGCUUAACCGUAAGCUUGCCAAAAGGCGGGGAUCUCAUCUAUGCUGUCGCUCAUCAACACGUUGGCGGGGCUGGCUCUACGCUUUUUGGAGAGGAUGGACGGGUUCUGUGCGAUUCGUUUCCAAUUUAUGGGAACGGAACAGAAGCAGGAAAUGAAGAUGGUUACCUCGUUGGAAUGUCAACCUGUUACCCUCAACCUGGCUCGGUCAAGAUUGCUCCAAUGGAGAAGCUAACUAUUAUAUCGAAUUAUAGCAAUGUCCAAAUGCAUACCGGGGUCAUGGGUUACUAUUACAUUUUAGUUGCUGAGCCAUUGCCGAAAUCAAACCCCAUCUUUCAUUCCCUCGAUGUGGCAGAUUUGGUGUAGGUUUUCAAGCUAGGAAGCAAUGAUCUAAUGGCUCUCAAGAAUAAGUGAUCAUUUUGCAAUUUGGUUUGCAUUGCAUCACAUAAUUGGGAACCUUAGCUUGCAUUGUAAUAUAUAUCUGGGCAUGUAAGCCCAUUUGCCUCAAUACCUCAUACAUACCUAUUUGCAAAUUAUAUUCUGGACCAGUAUCCACUUUGUAUUGUAGACUUUGAUACAAAAAUACGUCAUUAUUUUAUAUAAAAUGUCAACUAGCAUAUCAUAUUUAAUAA
Molecule: messenger RNA, 1689 nt
Organism: Ipomoea nil (Japanese morning glory)
Lineage: Eukaryota; Viridiplantae; Streptophyta; Magnoliopsida; Solanales; Convolvulaceae
Exons: 7
Coding region: 173-1423 (416 amino acids)
Source: RefSeq, a predicted model, not a curated record